AUGCCUCUCACCAAGGAUCUCCUUCACCCCUCACCAGAAGAGAAGAAGAGGAAACACAAGAAGAAGCGCCUGGUGCAGAGCCCCAAUUCCUACUUCACGGAUGUGAAGUGCCCAGGGUGUUACAAAGUCACCAUGGUCUUUAGCCAUGCACCAAUGGCAGUUUUGCGUGCCAGCUGCUCCAUUGUCCUCUGCAAACCUACAGGAGGAAAAGCAAGGCUUCCAGAAGGAGGUUCCUCCAGGAGGAAGCAGCACUAA
Molecule: messenger RNA, 255 nt
Organism: Jaculus jaculus (lesser Egyptian jerboa)
Lineage: Eukaryota; Metazoa; Chordata; Mammalia; Rodentia; Dipodidae
Product: 40S ribosomal protein S27-like
Exons: 1
Coding region: 1-255 (84 amino acids)
Biological process (GO): ribosomal small subunit assembly; translation
Cellular component (GO): ribosome; cytosolic small ribosomal subunit
Molecular function (GO): RNA binding; structural constituent of ribosome
Source: RefSeq, a predicted model, not a curated record